AGACCCUUUUUGUUAUUAAACUUUGACCUCUGCUUUCCAGUGUCCUACCGUUUCUGUUGAAUCCAUCUUCUUCCCAAAUCAAUUAUCCCUCAAAUAAACCCUAAUUUUCAGAGCCACUGUUUGACUCAAAACCAAAGACGAAAAUGGAGAUUAUCGAGUCUCUAGAAGAGAUUCCAGUACAAAACCCACAAGCAGAAGACUUUUCAUAUUCUGAUUUGUCCUGGACCAAGUUCGGCACAACGGAGCAUCACGACGAGGUAGCACUCAUCCCUUACGCGAGGGUCGAAGAGUUCAUCAUCGGAGAAUGCUCAAACCCAGAGUGCCCAACUCGAUUCCACAUCGAAAGAGGAAGGAAACGCUCUCGAGGCAGCCUCAGGGAGUACAAGCCCGAUGAGUAUCUCGAAUACAGACUGUAUUGGUGCUCUUUUGGUCCUGAGAACUACGGAGAAGGAGGCGGCGUGUUGCCCAGUAGAAAGUACCGUCUCAACACUAGGAACCGAGCCGCGAGACCUCAGUCCAUGAGAGGAUGCACGUGUCAUUUCGUGGUGAAGCGUCUCUACGCUCGUCCUUCCCUUGCGCUUCUCGUUUACAACGAGAGACGGCAUGUGAACAAGGCUGGCUUUGUCUGUCAUGGACCUCUUGAUAGAGACGCCAUUGGCCCUGGUGCUAAGAAGAUUCCUUACAUAUGCAACGAGAUUCAGCAGCAGACUAUGUCGAUGAUCUAUCUUGGGAUCCCUGAAGAGAAUGUUUUGGAGAAACAUAUCGAAGGGAUUCAGAGGUAUUGUGGCUCUGAUGCGACGGUUGAUACUCUUGCCUCUCAGUAUGUUCAUAAGCUUGGGAUGAUUAUCAAACGGUCUACUCAUGAGCUGGACUUGGAUGAUCAAGCUAGUAUCAAGAUUUGGGCUGAGAGGAACAAGAAAUCAAUCUUCUCUUAUCAGGAGUCUUCCGAGACUGACCAGUUCAUGCUUGGGAUUCAAACUGAGUGGCAGUUGCAGCAGUUCGUGCGCUUUGGUCAUUGUAGUCUCGUUGCUGCUGAUUCGACUUUCGGGAUCAAGAGACUUAAGUAUCCUCUAUGCACGCUUCUUGUAUUUGAUUCAAGACAUCAUGCUCUACCCGUUGCUUGGAUUAUCUCUCGUAGCAAUUUGAAAUCUGAUGUCGAGAAAUGGAUGAAAAUACUGCUCCAACGCGCACAGGGUGUUGAGCCUGGCUUUAGGAUCAAUGGCUUCAUCAUUGACGAUGCUGCAAUGGAGAUUGAUCCCAUAAGGGACACGUUUCGUUGCCCCGUCCUUUUCUCUCUCUGGCGUAUUCGUAGAUCAUGGCUUCGGAAUGUAGUGAAGAAGUGCGAUACCAUUGAGGUCCAAAGAGAGUUAUUCAAAUGUUUAGGAGAAGUCGUGUACAGCAUUUGGGAUGGAGUAGAUACAUCAAAGGUUCUAGAAAGGUUAACUCUGGAUUUUUCUGAUCAAACCGCCUUCAUGCACUAUUUCACAUCCACUUGGUUGCCUAAAAUAGGAAUGUGGCUCUCAUCUAUAAAAAUUCUCCCACUUGCAAGCCAAGAAGCAUGUGGUGCUAUAGAAGCUUACCAUGUAAAACUCAAAGUGAAGCUGUUUGACGAUACACAUCUCAAUGCUCUUCAGAGAGUAGAUUGGCUGGUACACAAGCUGACAACAGAACUCCACUCGAGUUAUUGGCUUGAUCGGUAUGCUGAUGAAAGCGAUUCUUUUCAAAAUGUCAAAGAAGAAUACAUAGCUUCUACUUCAUGGCACAGAGCGUCGGAGAUUCCAGACUCUGCUGUUAUACUAGACAGUAAUAACACCGUUGUUGCAAAGGUUCGGUCUCAGAGGGAUACCAACGUAGCACGAGUUGUGUGGAACCCAGGUUCGGAGUUUGCCUUCUGCGAUUGUGCUUGGUCUUUGCAAGGGAACCUAUGCAAACACAUCAUAAAGGUAAACACAAUGUGCGAAAACCGUGAAGGAUAUGGUGACUCAAUGUCAUUGCGUUCCUUCAAAGAGAAACUGACAAGCAUAAAGAUGAAACCAAUGGAUGACUCUAUAGCCUUGGACCUUUCCAUGGCACUGACGCUGCAGAUGUUUGAUCAGAUAAAGCAGUUGGUGAAGUUAAGCGGAACAGAUGAUAUCAGCAACAUAGUCAAUGAUUUGCCGGUGAAAUGGGGCUGUAGGAAAGGCAGAACAACUGUAGGCAUUCCUGCUUCUAUUGCUGCCUUUACAAAGAAGAGGAGUCAGAGACGGAAGCGAUAGAGAUGAGAAGAUAAAUGGUUGCGUAGAUCACUUGUAUUUGUUCAUUUAGAAACCAGCAUGGUUUACAGGGUUAAGAAAAUUUGUGGAAGGUUAGUAAUAGUUGAUAAGUUCUCUUCAGCGCUUUUUUAUUGUUGCUAAAAAUUUUACAAGUAGGCACAAUUUUAUUUUGGGAAAAUUGAUUUUAUAGGACAAAAAUUCACCAUCUU
Molecule: messenger RNA, 2461 nt
Organism: Brassica napus (rape)
Lineage: Eukaryota; Viridiplantae; Streptophyta; Magnoliopsida; Brassicales; Brassicaceae
Exons: 5
Coding region: 144-2255 (703 amino acids)
Molecular function (GO): zinc ion binding
Source: RefSeq, a predicted model, not a curated record